Molecule: messenger RNA, 4906 nt
Organism: Rhineura floridana
Lineage: Eukaryota; Metazoa; Chordata; Lepidosauria; Squamata; Rhineuridae
Gene: KLHL8
Product: kelch like family member 8
Exons: 10
Coding region: 392-2242 (616 amino acids)
Molecular function (GO): protein binding
Source: RefSeq, a predicted model, not a curated record
CCUCUUUACUUCUUUCGCCCCGCUCGCUGCUUCGGAUCCGCCUCCACUUUUUGUACGUCUCUUGCAGAUCCAGAUGGAGCGCAUGCGCGUCGGGCGAGUCCGGACUUAUUGGUAGCGUCCUCCAUACAUAUGCCAGUUGUAUAUGUUUUCGCUGGAUCGCGUAGGACUGGUAGUGGCGCGCGGGAGAUAGAAAGAGCGGGAGCGCGCGCCAGAGGUAACGGCUGCGUUAUAACUCCUCUUUUUGAGAGAGGGGGAGGCGGCGAACGGGAAUGUAAUGAGAGGAUGGCAGUUCUACCCAAGACUGGAUGCUUUGCCUGAUUUGCUUGGCAGGAUGUGUGGAGCUUUUUCUCAUGGGGACUGACAACAAAUUUGGAAGGAGACAAAACGUCUAAUGGCUUCUGACUGUGUGGUCCCAGAGCAAGUGAAGCAUCAUGUGGUAAAAGGCAGGAGGCAACAGCCACAAGAAAGGUCACCUUUGAACAGUGAUGGUGAAGAAGAAACAUUUGUAUUUGAAGCAAAUGAAGCUUGGAAAGAUUUUCACAGCUCUCUCCUUCGCUUCUAUGAAGCUGGGGAGCUUUGUGAUGUUACGCUGAAGGUGGGUUCAAAGUUGAUUUCCUGUCACAAGCUUGUGCUGGCUUGUGUUAUUCCUUACUUCCGAGCCAUGUUCCUUUCUGAAAUGGCAGAAGCCAAGCAGACAUUGAUUGAAAUCAAAGACUUUGAUGGUGAUGCCAUAGAGGAUUUGGUCAAAUUUGUCUAUUCAUCUCGAUUAACUCUGACAGUAGACAAUGUCCAGCCUCUCUUAUAUGCAGCCUGCAUUCUCCAGGUGGAGGUAGUGGCCAAAGCCUGCUGUGAAUAUAUGAAACUACACUUCCAUCCUUCGAAUUGCCUGGCAGUCAGAGCCUUUGCAGAGAGUCACAAUCGUAUUGACUUGAUGGAUAUGGCUGAUCGCUACGCUUGUGAACAUUUUGCUGAAGUGGUGGAAUGUGAAGAUUUCGUGAGUGUGUCACCGCAGCACCUUCAUAAACUGUUGUCUUCAAAUGACUUGAGCAUUGACAGUGAAAAGCAGGUUUAUGGUGCUGCUAUUAAAUGGCUUCUUGCCAAUCCGCAGCAUCAUGCUAUGUGGUUAGACGAAAUAGUUGCUCAGGUGCGCCUUCCUCUGUUGCCUAUUUGUUUUCUUAUGGGAGUAGUGGCAAAAGAAGAGAUUGUCAAGCAGAACCUAAAAUGUCGGGACUUGUUGGAUGAAGCAAGAAAUUAUCAUCUUCACUUAAGCAGUCAUACAGUACCAGAUUUUGAGUAUUCUGUACGGACAACACCAAGGAAACAUACAGCAGGUGUACUAUUUUGCGUUGGUGGUCGUGGUGGAUCUGGUGACCCAUUUCGUAGCAUUGAAUGCUACUCGAUAAAUAAGAACAGCUGGUUUUUUGGCCCGGAAAUGAACAGUAGGAGGAGGCAUGUGGGUGUAAUCUCUGUGGGAGGUAAAGUUUAUGCAGUGGGUGGACAUGAUGGAAAUGAACAUCUGGGUAGCAUGGAAAUGUUUGAUCCUCUCACAAAUAAAUGGAUGAUGAAAGCCUCAAUGAAUACCAAAAGGAGAGGCAUUGCUCUAGCUUCUCUUGGAGGCCCCAUUUAUGCCAUUGGAGGACUGGAUGAUAAUACUUGCUUCAGUGAUGUGGAGAGAUAUGACAUUGAAUCUGAUCAGUGGAAUGGUGUAGCACCUAUGAAUACACCCCGGGGAGGAGUUGGCUCUGUGGCUCUUGUGAACUACGUAUAUGCUGUUGGUGGAAACGAUGGUGUAGCCUCUCUCUCCAGUGUGGAGAAAUAUGAUCCUCAUCUAGAUAAAUGGAUAGAAGUGAAAGAAAUGGGUCAGCGAAGAGCUGGCAAUGGGGUUAGUGAGCUCCAUGGCUGCUUAUACGUAGUAGGUGGCUUUGAUGACAAUUCUCCACUUAGCUCUGUCGAACGAUUUGACCCUCGCACUAACAAAUGGGAAUAUGUAGCAGAGCUUACAACUCCUAGGGGUGGAGUUGGCAUAGCAACAUUAAUGGGCAAAAUUUUUGCUGUUGGAGGUCACAAUGGAAACGCUUACCUGAAUACAGUGGAAGCCUUUGAUCCAGUGAUGAACAGGUGGGAGCUUGUGGGUUCCGUGUCUCACUGCAGAGCUGGGGCUGGUGUAGCAGUAUGUGCUUGCCUUGGCAGCCAAAUUCGUGAUGUGGGUCAAGGGUCCAGCAAUGUGGUGGAUUGCAUGUAAAUGUGAAGCCUUUUGUGAAAUGUCAUAAGAAUUGCAGCCAUUGCGCGAAGACAUUUUGAAUGUUUAAACCAGUGUGUGUAGAUAUUCAAAACAUUUUGUAUUAGAAUUUGGCUGUGUUCAUACAUAGUGCUAAACCAUGGUUAAGCACUGUGUGAAUGAAUUGGAACAAGCCUGAGUGAAGCCUUGGACCUGAAUGCUUUCCCCUCCUCUUUCCGUGUUUAGUUUCACUUUUCCCGAAUCUCAUUUUAUGUCAUCAGUCCAGAGAUCCUGAUUUAUCUCAAGCCCUGGUUAAACAAGCCAGCUUCCUAAUCUAUAUUUUGAAGUUGUCUUGAAACUGACCAGAGUUUGUGAUAAACCGUGAUCCUUGGGCUGGACAACCUGGACAAGCUGAGAUGCAGGGAAGUGAAAAGUAAGUACUGGUGAAGUCCUCCUGGGCAUGAGGAAGGGGAGGAGUUGAGCAUUCAAGUCCAAGUCUUUGCUAGCGCUUAUUCUUGCUCAUGAAUGUAGCACUAAACCUUGGUUUUGUAUUGCAUGCGAAUGCAGCCUUAGAGUGUUCUGGCAGCUUUUGAAGCUUAUCUGAAGCAACAAAGUAAAAAUUUAAGAAGCCCUCAACAGUUGUUUAGAAUAGGAGAGGAGAACUUGUGGUCUUCCAGGCUACUAGAGAAACUAUUACCUGUACUUUUCAAACCCCUGGGAUUUUUCUCAGAUCUGUCCUCCAAAAUGCUUAUACUUCUACAUAUAAAACAAUGGUCUAAAUAUCCUCUAAGACUUGCAUCCAUUCUGUUUUUGAAAAAAAAGGUUGUCUUUCUGUGUUCUGCUGUAACACUAUGCAAACACAAAUAAGCCCUAUGGACUCCAGCCUCCUGAAAAGAGUGAAAUAGGACAAUGCCUUGAACAUCACUUGAGAGAUUUCAUUGAUGGACAGAAGCACCAACUAUUAAGUGUGUGAAUAUCUUGGUUUUCAGAAAAUGAAGUUGAUGUCAGUUUGUUUGCUCAGGCAACGCAGCUGAAUUGGUAUGAAACAGAAUCGCUACCUUCUGCUUCCUUGUAAAACAAAGUGUUCAAUAGAAACAAGGAUUGUGGACUCUGGUUUUCACAGGAAAAAUAAUUGGGUGUCGGUGAUGUCAGAACCUGGUGAAAUUGGAAGCCUUGCUUUUGAACUGUCUUAUCUCAUCCGAAUAGCUACAGAGAUUUUUGAGUGCAUUGCUUUGCUGUUUAUCCUCCAUGAAUCAUCUCUCUCUUUUUCUUGAGGUUAUUGGCUUGUACUGCAGUUGCCAAACUUUGCAUCUGCAUCCUGGACUACAGAUUUUUUCAUGUGACUUUUCCAUAUGUGCAUUCAGGACAUGCAUAACUUGAAAAUAAGUCAAGUUUGGGACAAUUGUUUAGCAAAUCACUUGGAAGCUGGUCAUCUGAGAGAUGUGUGGCUCACCCUGAAAUGACAUUUCUGGUUAGUUUACAAAGCCAGAUAAUUAUUUGGGGUAGCUUUGUUUUGUUGAUUAUGUUUGUGUAGUAUCACUUUACAUUCAAAACAAUCAUUGGAAGUCAUUCCCAAAGAAGUUAUCCCACUUGGGGUCCAAUACUGCAAUGUCACUGCGGGAUAGAGGAACCUUUACGGAAUCCUUGUCAGAUGCUGGGUUUGGCCUUGUGUAUGUAUCUGAAGAGAUCCAGGUGAAAGAUUUGCUAUAGCAUGAAGUUGUGGUAAUAGGCUGGCACCCUACAUUUCACUACAUGAGUCCAAGAGCCUCAGAAAAGGAGCUGUACAUAAGGAAGAGUUUUGUACUCUUAACUCAGAGCUGUUCAUUUGCAUUCCUUCCCCUCGUAACUGUUGGGAGGACUAAUGUUUUUGAAUGGACCAAGCCUUUCUUUGAUGGUUUAAGUGUGUCUUGUUCUAUGGUUAACUUAGAGGACAGCAUGAUUGUUCAUGAAUGAUACAUGUUAAAUACUUCUGUUUUGCAGUUUGAGGGAAAGAUGGAAUUGGAUGUGUGCAGAUUAGUUGAAAGUUUCCUUAAUAUGCAGUCCUUUCUUUCUUUAAAAACGGUUUCACCUCUUUUUGAUGUAACAGGUCCUUUUUUCUUCCUCUCUCCCCCCACCCCAAGCCCUCCAAUUCUUCGUCAGAACUGUUCUGGGUUGCUUUUAUUCUGGUUACCUACUACUCAGCCCAUGGAGCUCUGUGUGUGAGGCUGCAUGCAGAGCUGUAUUUUAAAAACAAGCAGGCUAAACCUGAAGUGGCAACAGCUCUCAAGGCAAGAAGCAGAACACACAUUUUCUCAUAAAGGAAAUUGAGCGUUUUGGCGUUGUGUGUGUGAUUUGGGAGCUGCCUCAACACAAUUACGGAAGAAAAUGUAAUUUCUCAUCUCAUAAGAUGUUGAUAAUGACUGGGGAAAAUGUACAUGGCCAAAGCUUAAUGCCCAAACCUUUUAGGGUGAGUGGAAUUGGUUUAGGGCACAGUAUGGGCAUAAGAAUACUGUUUCUUGGAGAAACAAUUAUGUAAUGAUUCUCUGUAUGUAGUUCUAUCACAAAGCAUACAAAUUGCUGCUUUACUAUUGGCACUGCCACUUCUAAAACUUGUUUAUGUGUUAGUCAGUGGUAUCCAGUGGACAAAAUGCAGAAUGAAGUGGUAUGUCGUGUUGUAUGGAAAUCUUGUAAUAAAGUGAUUUUAUUUCA